UUCCCCAAGAGCCCGGAUGUCCUGCGGCCAUGUAGUGACCCGACGUCCCUCACCAAGUGGUGCCAACAAUUGCUCAAACAGGGAAAACCCAGGUUUGAAUGCGGUCAGUCUGGCUGUAAUGCUGAGUGGUCUUAUCAGGAGGUUUGUAAAAUGGCCAUGUUGACCCCUGAAGAAAUGAAGACCUUUGAGACGACCUUGGCCCAGAAUGCUGCCCUCACAGAUCCUAACAGAAAGUUUUGUCCAGGCUGCAUGACUCUUGUGACCAGAGGGAGCAGCUUGAACCUCUAUGUCUGCUGCUCAGGUUGCUCAGCGAAGACGGGACGCAGCUUUGGGUUCUGCUGGCAGUGUCUGAGGGAGUGGAAAGGUCCACAGCCUCGAUCCGACCGCUGCGAAAACGACGACUGCCACAAUUCUGCCCUGAAGACGCUGAGAGAGUGUCCAGAAGUCCAAAUCAACACUGUGAAGGGAGUCAAAGGGUGUCCGUCGGUUCGUGCCUGUCCCACCUGCGGCUCACUGCUGCAGCACACUGGGAAAGGAUGCAAGGACAUUUCAUGUCCCCGAUGUAAGAUGACGUUUUGUUUUGGCUGCCUAAAGACAACUAGUGAAUGCAGGACCACAGGAAGCAACAAUGUUUACGGCGUGUGCUCCACUGACAUUGUUCCCAGACAGACGUCUAUACCUGUGUGGCAGAGGAAAUGAUGUGAAUUAUGUAACCUGCUUCUUCUUUGCUUCUCAUUAAUUAUAUUUCAAAUCAACAAGCAGCAAUUAUGACAAUUCCAAUUAUAUUUGUGCUCUGCUCAUUAUAAAAUAGCUUGCAGAUAGAUCUUUUCAUGAUCAUUAUUAAAGUAAUGAGACUUUCAGUUUCCCUGGAACAACAACUUGAACACCUAUUGAUGUGUGAAGGAUUAUCACAUUGAAUGUCACUAUUUUGUGUUGUUUGAUGCUUUUUUAAAAAUUAUAUUUACAUCAUGCAAUUCUGUAAUAUUCAAAGACUUUCUGUGCCCUCUGUGGUGGAAAAUUACCACAAGUUAACAUCUGCUGAUAAUGCCAUAUUAAAUGCUUGUGAACUUUCACUAAAAGAACCUGUUUAGGCUAAACACACAAGAUUGGGAAUUGUUUUGCUGCAGCUGCAAGGGAACCGGACUCUCCCAUGUUUUGGACUCCUUACCUUGGUAUAAAACUGGUGUUGUCUUUGCCUGGCAGAGCUUUUCACCCAGAACUUCUUCAUUAUUGAUUACAGAAAUUUGCUAAAAUCAAAUCAAAUUUUAUUUGUAUAGCACAUUUCAGCAGCAAGGCAUUUCAAAGUGCUUUACAUCAUAAAUACUUUUUAUGAUGUAUGAAACAUAGAAUAAACAAUAGAUUGUUACAUAUUACAUUUCAAAUACAAUUCUAAACAGCUAAGAGAUGCGGUUGCCUUUACUUUAGUCAAUCUAACUCUAACUCUAGUGAGUGCAUUCUCUUCAGACGGUGUUUCAUUUUAUCCACAUGACCUCAGUUUUCUUUUAUUUUGGACAUUCUCUCUAAACAGAGAGGAAAAUGUGCGUGACAAUCGUAGUAGUUUCUGAAACACUCAUUCCAGUCAGUCUGGCUCUAAGAAGCUAUCAAAUCAUAAACUCUUCCUCAUUGUGAUGCCGACUUUGAGCUUCAUCAGUUCAUCUUUGCUGCACCCAGAUGACGAAAGUAUUGAGUUGCUGUCAUGUUAUUGAUUGGCUCUUCUGUUAUUUAGUCAUAAUCAAUAAACUAGAAAAUGCUUUCAGAUGAAGCACAUUUUGUCGGAUUAAAAGUACUUUUUGCAAACAGCAAACUUUAAUGAUUUUCUCUGAUUUUAAAUGUCAUGUUUUUAUUCGCUGUAAGUGGAAAAUUACAUAACAGAAAUAAUGAUUGAGAGUAAUGAUGUCAGGGUUUCUGUGUGAGUGCAUGUGUGUGAGUGCGAGUGUCACAUCUCGUCCAGAGAGGAUCUUGGUGAGGAGCCGGAGGAGUCUGCACAGGUGGAAGUCAUCUGCCUCAUCAGAGCGUGCGGGGGAUUUAGGAGCGGCAGAUCCUUCCUUCAGUGCUAGAUGAUUACGUUCAUCGGGUUUUUGUCUCUCCGCUCGUGAGUUCUCCUGCGAGCACCAGCCUGCCUGCUCCGUUGCUCUCCCCGCCGCAGCUUCACUCCUGCAAGCCUCCGGUUCUCCGAACACCCCCCUCCUCGCACUCACCUUCGGACCGCCGAACUACCCUCCACUCAGAAUCCUGGCACCUCCCCCACGCUACAGCAAACCACCGUGAAGUAAGCCCGUUCCACUUCCCUCUCAAAUCUAUCCGUUCACUCCCAGCCGUCUAAACCGCUUCUCAUUUCAGGCCCACCUGGUCGAGUCAUUCUCACCCCCUCACUGAAGUUCUGCGGAUUGAUAUAUUGUGUGUCCUGUUGAAAAAAUAAAUACUCACUAUUUUCUAAGAGACGUGUGGUUUCUGCAUGUGGGUCAGAAAGCUAAAACCCAACAUGUCAAAUGACUUAUGUCAUUACUCUAUCUAAUCUGUGAUAAAGUUCAUGAAGCAAAUGGACUUUUCUGUAGUAUUCUAAUUUAUUGAAUUGAUUUGUAUGUUGAACGAUCGUUAAAUUAAACUCUCACCAUCUACAAUAACUCUUUAAAGAACUCUGAGUUAAAAUGAGUAAUAACAUUUUAUUACCUUUUGGGAUUAAUAAAAUAUUUUUGAGCUGACGUAAGAAAGCGGUGAAUAAGUGGCCUAUGUUCCAUAUUCCAAGCUUUAUACAUUAGCAGCAAACUCUCCUAAGAGUUAUACUAAACCUUCCGCAUUUCUUUUAGUAGGAAGCUGAUAGAAAAUAAAAAUCAUGAGCCACGUAUUUAUUAGGUGCUUUCCAGAUCCUCACUCAGUUUUUGUUUCAUUUUCUUUGUUUGUUGGAAACGUGAAACCAGUGUCAUUUUUACAAGUGACACCAAAAUUCCCCAAAGUUUGCCAUUUGGCAUUUCUUCCUGGAAGCAGCAGGAAUUGUUUUUCAUUUAUUUAUUUUUGGUUACAUAUUUUCCUCUUGGAAAAUAUGUUAGGAUGUCGAUCUCCUUAAGUCAUUUGCCAUCAAUCUCUGUAAUUUCUGUUUUUAAAGUGCAUUCAAGUUUGAGAUUUUGCAGGUAUUUAAAUUCUAAUUCAAUUUAAUUUAUUUGAAACAGUAUUUUCAUAGAAAAAGGCUGCAAAUGUUUACCACAGUUCUGUUAACAGUGGAUGUCAGUGUUAUUUUUACAGAUUUGUUCACUCAUUGCUCUGAAGAAGUAACAUCCCCAAAACCUGCAGCUGUCAGGUUGAUACAGUAUUUAUAUCUGUGAGCAUUAUUGACAUUACUAGUGUUAGUCAGCUUGAUGAAAUGUUUUAGUCGCUAAGUGAAAGCGAAAGCUGUUUUCUGACUCUCUCUCAUGGGAGUGCCUCUUACUGUCUGUGUAUUUCCACGGUGGCUCAGCAGCAGAAAUCGUUUCUACAAUGGCGUGAAGAAAAGUCCUAUCUGUGCCGUCAUUAGUGAUUCAGUAUGAAGGAAGACAUUAAGUACCAUGGGUUGAGAAACCAAGGAGCAACAUGUUACCUGAACAGCAUUCUGCAGGUUCUGUUCAUGACCAGAGAGUUCAGAGAGGCUGUUAAGAGUUGUUCAAAACACCAAGAAGACAACAUCAAUGUUCGACUCCAUACUUUGUUUGAGAGUUUAAAAGAAAAAACAUCAGAAACCACAGAAGUUACAAAGAUGCUGGAAAUUGAAAAAGUGUAUGAACAGCAGGAUGUUGGUCAGUACCUGGAGAAGAUUUUAUCUCUGGUCAGCGAUGAAGCGUCACAGAUAUUCAGAGGAGAGCUGGUUCACAGGACUGUUUGUGAUCAAUGUGACUCAGACACUGAAGACUUGGUGCCUUUUUGGUUUCUUUCUCUCCCACUGAUGGAUUCUAGUGA
Poeciliopsis prolifica (blackstripe livebearer) is the source of this 3927-nucleotide messenger RNA. RefSeq names its product potential E3 ubiquitin-protein ligase ariadne-2-like. Gene Ontology annotation, molecular function: zinc ion binding. The annotation marks the transcript as partial. The transcript is spliced from 8 exons. NCBI's taxonomy places the organism in Eukaryota, Metazoa, Chordata, Actinopteri, Cyprinodontiformes, Poeciliidae. The record is from RefSeq and is a predicted model, not a curated record.